AUGGCCGAAUCAGAUUCAUCGCAGCCACCACCUCCACAACCGCAGUCGAAUCAGGUGGACGUCGCACAGCCAUCGUCGCAGGCAGUCGCGCAGCAGCCCGCAAGUUCAGGACCAAAAGCCAGCAGUUCGGCCUCGCCACCGUCCCAGACGCAGCCGCAGAUGCAGACAUCUCAAGCUCUACCGCAAGACACGGCUGCUCCAGCAAAUCAAGACAGCUCCGAGCCGGUGAUCAAGCAACAGUCGCCUAGCUCUAACCCAUCUGAACCUGCUGUGGCUGCAACUGGAGAAGGAGGGAGUGCAUCGUCGUUAGCAAAGGAUGUUGAUUUAAGUCCUCAGGGGGCCAAUAUCAAAGACACCAACGCUACCGAAGACAUCACCAUGGGGGGAACAGAGCCAGAAGCUGGGGAGACUACAGUGCCAGAGGGGGCUGGUGUCACUGCUGGCGGUGCUGCAACCACUUCAACGGCUAAUGUUGCCCCAGGCAUUCCUGAGCCUGCGCCUGGUCUAACCGGGCUUGAAUCGAUAGUACCUCCGUCAAAGAAAGAUACUAGCCUGAGAGAGUUCCUAAGCCAGAUGGAUGACUAUGCACCUAUUAUUCCAGAUGCUGUCACUGCUCACUAUCUGACCGUUGCAGGUCUCCCGCCACCGGGACCCGGACCGAACAACACACCUCCUCAUCUUGCUCGUCUACUAGCUCUUGCAACACAGAAAUUCAUUGCAGAUAUUGCAGCGGAUUCUUAUCAGUACUCCCGAAUCCGUAGUUCUAACAGUGCCUCGUCCAAUAACCCUAUGGGCAGCAUAAACGUAACCGCCGGUCUAAGCAGUGCUGCUCAAGGUGGUCAACCAGGAGGUGCCGGAGCUGCUGGAGCUGCCGGCACCGGUGAAGUAUCUACCAAAGGAAAAUCCGGUGCUGGGGGCCUACACCUGGGAGUUCAACGUGCUGGUUUUGGAGGUGGAGGACAAGGAGGCUCCCAAGGGAAGACCGUCCUGACCAUGGAAGACUUAGGCAUGGCAGUUGGUGAGUAUGGAGUCAGCGUGAAGCGAGGCGAGUUCUACCGGUAA
Molecule: messenger RNA, 1062 nt
Organism: Trichophyton benhamiae CBS 112371
Lineage: Eukaryota; Fungi; Ascomycota; Eurotiomycetes; Onygenales; Arthrodermataceae
Exons: 2
Coding region: 1-1062 (353 amino acids)
Biological process (GO): transcription initiation at RNA polymerase II promoter
Cellular component (GO): SAGA complex; nucleus; transcription factor TFIID complex
Molecular function (GO): promoter-specific chromatin binding; RNA polymerase II general transcription initiation factor activity
Source: RefSeq, a predicted model, not a curated record